AUGGAGAAACACCAAAACCAAGUAAUUGAGGAAAAUAGAUCAAAACCAUUGAUCAAUUUAACCUUUUUUAUCGAUUCAAAGAGUAAAUUUAAAGUUUCUAAUUACACUCUAUCAAAAUUAAUUAAAGAUGAAUUCGGUGGGUCAAUUGCCUUUACAUUGAAUCCAAAGGUUGAUUAUGUUAUAACAACAUCAGCAAACUUUUUUUCAACCAAAACCACCACUUUUUUAAGUAAUCAAGAUCUCUCAAAAAUAAAAUUAAUUAACGAGGAUUAUUUCAUUUCACAACAAAAACUUGAACCAACUCAAAGAAGUAAAAUUAAUGAUUCUUAUUCAAUCGGAAAUAAACAAGAUUCUCAAGUUGUUAAUGUCUGUAAAAAAGAAAAUGAUGUUGUGGAAAAAGCUGAUGAUGAUCUAUUGAAAAUUAUCAUUAACCCAAAACAUAUUCCAUCUGUUUGUUAUGGAGCUAAUGAACUAAAACAACCUUAUUUUCCAGAAGAAUAUUUAAUUUUAAAAUCAAAUUUAUUAAGUAGUACAAUCAUUGGUAAACAAAAUACAAAUAAAUUUUUUUAUUUAGAAUUACAUCAAGCAAUUGAUAAUAAUUUGAAAAAGUUUUAUAGAAUUUUCACACAAUUUGGAAGAACUGAUGAAAUCCAAAAAUCAAAUUCACAACAUAGAUAUGUUAGCAAUGAUUUAAAAGAGGCUAUGGCAUUGUAUUCAUCAAUUUACAGUCAAAAGAUUGAAAGUGAUAAUGGAUAUAUUGAGGUUAAAAUGAAUAGUAUAACCAAAAUUGGUUCAAAAUUAAAGUUGGCUCAAUUAAAACAACAAAAAGAGAAUGAUGUAAAUGCAAAUACUCACAUCAAGGUUUACAACGAAGAAACCGGUGAAGAAGAGACUGGGCAACAAUCUUUGUUUCAAAGAUCCUACAUUGAAACCAAUGUUUCUAAACUAAUGGACAUUAUCUAUAAAGAAGCAUCUAAAUGUUUAAUUAAAAACUUUUCUGUAGAGGUCACUGAAAAUGGUAUUGAAACUCAACUUGGUGCUCUUUCAAUGGCUCAAAUUGAAGAAGCAAAAUCAAUAUUAAAUGAAAUCAAUAAUGUUUUAAAUAAAGAUGGUAUUGAUAAUCAAGAAAAUUUGGAAAUGCUAUCAUCUAGAUUCUAUCAAUUAGUACCAUCAAAAAUUAGUACAAAAAAGAAUAGGGAUUCAUCGAAAUCAGUAAUCAAUUCUUUUGAAUCGUUGAAUCAACUUUCAGAGUUGAUGAAUAUGAUGAAAGAUUUAACCAAUUCAUUUAAUUCAAACAAAACAACAAGUGAAUCAAAAAAUCAUUUGGAUAUGAAAUAUUAUGCAUUGAAUACCCACAUUGAACAUCUUCAUCAAGCAAGUGCUGGCUAUCAAAUUUUCAUUCGUAAUUUCCUAUCGAACCCACACCACCAAAAAGCCAUUGAUAAUGGAGAAAUCAAAAUUCUCAAUUGUUACAGAUUGGAUAAGAAAUUAGAAAGUGAUAAUUUUCUUGAUGUAGGAAAUGUGCAAUAUUUAUAUCAUGGUAGUAAACCACAAAAUCUUGUUGGUCUAUUAUCAAGAGGUAUUCUUCCACCAGAUUAUGUCAAACAAAUUGGAGGUAAAAGAACUGAUUUUGGAUAUCUUGGAAGUGGUAUUUACUUUUCAGACGAUGUGGUUUCCUCAACUUACACCUCACCAAUUGGUGAAAAGGGUUCUAGAUUUAUCAUAAUGUCAUCUGUUUCAUUGGGAAAGGUUAAAGAAUUUAGUAAAAUUCAACCAUCAUUACAAUGUGCACCAUCAGGCCAUCAUAGUUGCAAAGGUUUGAAAUCAACUCCAACCAACCCAACAGAUUUUAAAAACAAUGAAUAUGUAGUAUUCAAUCCAAAUCAAUCAAAAUUAUCUUUUUUAAUUGAAUAUAUUGAAAAUUAUAAAAAAUAA
Molecule: messenger RNA, 1935 nt
Organism: Dictyostelium discoideum AX4
Lineage: Eukaryota; Evosea; Eumycetozoa; Dictyosteliales; Dictyosteliaceae
Gene: adprt4
Exons: 2
Coding region: 1-1935 (644 amino acids)
Cellular component (GO): nucleus
Molecular function (GO): NAD+ poly-ADP-ribosyltransferase activity; glycosyltransferase activity; transferase activity
Source: RefSeq, a predicted model, not a curated record